UCAGCGAUUGACGUGCGUGCACUGAUAUACCUAUAUAUGCAUACAUGUAUGUAGUAUAUAGUAUACCUAUAUAUCGGUGCAUGCGUGGUACUUUUACUAUUUUUUCCGGGGGUUUCGGUUUCGGAUUUUCAGUCGUGUGUCGCGACCAAGACACGUCGUGUGGCGGGCGGGCAUUGGCAGGCAUGGUGAUGGGUGAAAGACGGGACAGCCGUGAGGUGCUGACGAUAUUAUUCCUGUGUAUAAUGUGGUACAUCGUGUCAAGCAGCAACAAUGUAAUCGGCAAGAUGUUGCUGUCCGAGUUUCCGUUUCCAAUGACUGUGACGAUGGUGCAGCUAACCUCAAUCACCAUUUAUUCCGGCCCGUUUUUCAAUCUCUGGGGUGUCCGAAAGUACGCAGCUGACAUAUCGUGGCCCUAUUACUUUCGCCUUAUCGUGCCCCUCGCCCUCGGCAAGUUCUUCGCAUCCGUAUUCAGUCACGUCAGUAUUUGGAAGGUCCCGGUCUCCUACGCCCACACUGUAAAGGCUACAAUGCCCUUCUUUACGGUGGUCCUGUCGAGGAUAAUUCUCCGUGAAAAGCAGACCAACACUGUCUACCUCAGCCUCGUUCCUAUCAUUGGAGGAGUAGCGAUCGCCACCCUAACAGAACUUAGUUUUGACAUGACGGGAUUACUCAGCGCCUUAGUCGCUACAAUGGGUUUCUCGCUACAGAAUAUAUUCUCGAAGAAGGUAUUACGUGACACGGGGGUUCAUCAUUUACGGCUUCUACAUAUCCUUGGACGAUUGGCUUUGUUUAUGUUCUUGCCAGUUUGGUUAAUGUACGACUUCAGAAGUCUUCUGCACGAUCCUGUAACGGGGACUAACGUCGAAGUCAGUUAUAAAGUAUUAAUGCUACUUUUCGCCGAUGGUAUUUUGAAUUGGCUUCAGAAUAUCAUUGCUUUCUCUGUAUUAUCUAUCGUCACACCGCUUACUUAUGCUGUAGCCAGUGCCAGCAAAAGAAUAUUUGUAAUUGCCGUCAGUCUUUUCGUUCUGGGUAACCCGGUCACAGGACUUAAUAUCUUAGGUAUGACUUUGGCCAUAUUAGGUGUCCUCUGUUACAACAAAGCUAAAUAUGAUCAGAGACAAGCCAAAAAAAAAGAAUCUUUGCUGCCAAGGUACAGUUUUCCCAUUCGAAAUGGCACCACUCCGUUUAUGGUCAAUGGCUGGCAGGAUGACAAGCAUCAACUGCAUGCCGUUUAGUUUAAAUAAAAUUCAACUACCUAGUUUUUUUUUAAUGUUGGAUUUUUUUUCAAUCAUUUCUUAGGCACAAAUAAAUUUAAGCCCACCAAAUAAAUCUUCAGCGGUAAGAAGGAAGGAAAAAAAACAGUAUUUUAUCAUCAGUUUUAUCAAAACUCUACUCGAAAUAACAGUGUAACUUUCCUUUCACCCGUUUUUUUCUAACAUAGAAUAUCAAGCUAAAUACUUAUCAAAUAUUAAACACCAGCUUUAUCUAUUGUUAAGUUGUUAGUUGGUUCGAAAUACUUCGCAUAAGUUUGUGCCUAACGAAAUACAUUCAGAAGAAAAUAUUUAUUUUUAGACCUAAGUACAUACCGUGAAUAAGUUUGGUACGCAAGAUAUUGAACGGACAAAUCUUAUCUACGAUAAUUAUAUUUUACAAAACACGAAUGAAGUGUUUACAGACAAUUGUCUAAAGACAAGAUUUCUUUUACUAAUGAUAUUGGACAAUUUUUAAAUAGAAUGUACAGUUGUAUAAGAGAGAGAGCAAGAGGGAGAAUAUGUUACCCUUGUGUGUAUGGACGGAGAGAGUGCAGAAGAGAAGAGUUGAUUUUAGCUCAAAGCAGUCUGUAAUAUAUAUAUUUUUUAUAAAUAAACACACGCGUACAAAAAUA
This is a messenger RNA of Neodiprion fabricii, 1885 nucleotides long. Its product is annotated as solute carrier family 35 member E1 homolog. Gene Ontology annotation, cellular component: Golgi apparatus. Gene Ontology annotation, molecular function: antiporter activity. Bases 45 to 1235 code for a protein of 396 amino acids. The record is from RefSeq and is a predicted model, not a curated record. Lineage: Eukaryota; Metazoa; Arthropoda; Insecta; Hymenoptera; Diprionidae. The transcript is spliced from 3 exons.